GAGCUCCCAGCACUUCAGGAGCUGACCGUAUCAGUAAACCUGCACAGUGCCAAUCAUUCUACUAUGAUGACCAUUGCACUAUCUAUCUCGCGACUGCCGUUCACUAUGCGUAGUCUCAAGGUAAUAGGGUUGGUAUUCUGUCUCGCAGAUAUUUCUGCUCUCAAUCCCUUCUUAUUGGCACAGCUGUCAAUUAUCAAGGUCGCUAUCUGUCAACCGAAUGCAGUCCUCCACUUGCUCCAACGAUGUCCCAGCCUUUCCUCAUUAACGAUUCGCGUACACGCCAACCGUCCAAAAAAACAACCCAUCUGGCCAUCAUUUACUCACACCAGAUCAUUGUGCAUCGUUUGUGCACACAAACUAUGUAUCUGACCUGUUCAAUGUGCUAUCACUUCCCAAUCUUCACUUGCUUGAAACUCGCUGUGCUCCAUCACUCAGCAAUUUACGCUUGCUUACAUGAAGGCAUUCUUGGUACGGUUGAAUUGUCCCUUGGAGAGCCUAAUUUCCGGUGAUGGAGUAAUGACAACAUAUGAGUACUUGAGUAGCGAGUGGAAUACGAAUAUGACUAGCGGUGACCAAUUGUAACGAAAGUAUCACGUUUUCGCGCUAAAAUGUGUGACCUGCCGACUUCUGUGAGGGUGCCGAUUGUACCGCAAGGGAUAGUAUGCC
Molecule: messenger RNA, 666 nt
Organism: Suillus paluster
Lineage: Eukaryota; Fungi; Basidiomycota; Agaricomycetes; Boletales; Suillaceae
Exons: 1
Coding region: 64-369 (101 amino acids)
Source: RefSeq, a predicted model, not a curated record